Molecule: messenger RNA, 801 nt
Organism: Eremothecium gossypii ATCC 10895
Lineage: Eukaryota; Fungi; Ascomycota; Saccharomycetes; Saccharomycetales; Saccharomycetaceae
Gene: RNA15
Product: Rna15p
Exons: 1
Coding region: 1-801 (266 amino acids)
Biological process (GO): mRNA 3'-end processing
Cellular component (GO): mRNA cleavage and polyadenylation specificity factor complex
Molecular function (GO): mRNA binding
Source: RefSeq, marked provisional
AUGAAUAAGAGUGGCAACGGGCGGCCGUCGCGAACGGUAUAUUUGGGGUCGAUUCCAUACGACCAGACUGAACAGCAGAUUCUGGACCUGUGCAGCAACGUGGGGCCAGUAACUGGCCUCAAAAUGAUGUUCGACCCGCAAACCGGGAAGUCGAAGGGAUAUGCGUUUAUCGAGUUCAAGGACCUGGCCACGAGCUCGUCUGCUGUGCGCAACCUCAACGGCUACGCACUGGGCAACAGGACGCUGAAGUGCGGGUACACGACCGGCGGCGGCAUCUCGGAGGAGUACUCGCUCAGCAACCGGGGAGAGCUGUCGCAAGUUGGGGGGAUGGGCCCGCAGGAGGAGCUGGCGUACCCGAACCUGCCGGAGGGCGCGGACGUGAACAUCAACAUGACGACGCCGGCCAUGGUUAUUUCCAGCGAGCUGUCGAAGCUAAGCAAACCCGAGCAGUUCAACCUGCUGGAGAAGCUCCAGGAGAUGUCCCGCAACGACCGCGAGGCCUUCGUCGCGCUGCUCAAGCAGUGCCCACAGAUCAGCUUUGUCGUCGCCGAGCUGCUGCUGACGAACGGCAUCAGCCAGAUCGACGAUCUGACUCAGCUGGCCGUCGACCAGACCAACGGCAGCGCCGCGUCCAAGGACAGCACGCCGCAAGUGGGGGAGGACGAUAUGCAAAAGCUAGAGCUGCUGAAGCAGGUUCUGCAGUUGACGGAUGCGGAGAUUGCGACUCUGCCUGAGGACGAGCGUAUGUCGCUCUGGGACCUCAAGCAGCGUGCCAUGAAGGGCGAAUUCGGCCCUAUCUAA